Messenger RNA from Clonostachys byssicola, 1266 nucleotides. The record is from the annotation of a GenBank genome assembly. NCBI's taxonomy places the organism in Eukaryota, Fungi, Ascomycota, Sordariomycetes, Hypocreales, Bionectriaceae.
AUGGUUGCAAUCAAGCAGGCUUCUUUGCUCUCCACCCUCCCUCUUCUCCUGGCUGUUUCCAGCCAGGCCCUUGCCUCUCAAGAGUCAGGAGACCUUGUCUCCCGAAACGAAGGCGCCGUCUAUGAGCGCGCCUAUGACGAGGAGCUUUACGAGCGCGACUUCGAUGAUGAGCUUUAUGAGCGUGACUUCGACGAAGAACUCGAUGAGCGUGACUUCGAUGAUGAGCUCGACGAGCGUGACUUCGACGAAGAACUCGAUGAACGUGACUUCGAUGACGAGCUCUAUGAGCGCGAUGAAGAGGAUCUCUUCGAGCGUGACGAGUAUGAUCUCUAUUUGGAGCCCCGAGGCGGCAUGCUUUCCAAGCCUAAGAAGGAGAAGCCCAAGAUCAGCAAGCCUACCCUUACGGGCGGUACCAAUCCCGUUGCUAUGAAAGACAAAGACCUCAAGUCUAGCAAGAACCGUCACUCUUCCACAUCAAUGGAGGUGCCCAUCAAGCUCGUCACCUCUCGGCCACGUUCUUUGUAUGCUCGAGGCGGCAUCCUUUCUAAGCCUAAGAAGGAGAAGCCUAAGAUCAGCAAGCCUACCCUUACGGGUGGCACCAACCCCGUGGCAAUGAAGGACAAGGAUCUUAAGUCCAGCAAGAACCGUCACUCCUCCACAUCCAUGGAGGUCCCCAUCAAGCUGGUUACCUCCCGCCCACGCUCUCUGUGGGUCCGAGGCGGUAUGCUUUCCAAGCCCAAGAAGGCAGAGAAGCCCAAGAUCAGCAAGCCUACCCUCACGGGCGGUACAAACCCUGUCGCGAUGAAGGACAAGGACCUCAAGUCCAGCAAGAACCGCCACUCGUCUACAUCCAUGGAGGUCCCCAUUAAAUUGGUUACCUCUCGCCCGCGUGCUGUUCUACAGCGUCGGGGCGGCGUUCUGUCCAAGCCUAAGAAGGCGGAGAAGCCCAAGAUCAGCAAGCCCACCCUUAAGCACGGCACCAACCCCGUUGCGAUGAAGGAUAAGGACCUCAAGUCUAGCAACCGCCACUCUUCCGGAUCGAUGGAGGUGCCCAUCAAGCUGGUUACCUCUCGCCCGCGUUCUCUGCAGGCUCGAGGCGGAGUUCUCUCCAAGCCCAAGAAGGCGGAAAAGCCUAAGAUCAGCAAGCCUACCCUCCAGGGGGGCACCAACCCAGUUGCGAUGAAGGACAAGGACCUCAAGACCAGCAACCGUCACUCUGCCACAUCGAUGGAGGUCCCCAUCAAGCUUGUCAAGUCUCGUCACUAA